CGUCUCAGGGUAGAUACACUCGGGGCCUUCUUUGUUCCCACAACACUCCUAAGUCACUUCGGCCUCAAGACGCAUGUGAGAUCACGUCUGAGGAGGCUGUCGACAUGUGACAUUGCCUACGGAUACAAAUUGCAUCCGAAGACUACCGCGCACAGACGUAUUAGUAAGGCCGGAUGUAUUUUCCUUCGUAUACAGAAGACGGAUGCAUUUUUUGCUAAGAGCAACGACUACUUACAAUUUGCUUACAAAGGCCGUGAGUACCUAGGUAUGCUUGGUCAUUCAGGAUGUAAUGAGGUUCCGAAGCCGCCUGCCAAGUGUGUUUAUGAUCUUGCGCAGUAUAAAAAGAGUCGCCGGGUGCUAUACUGAGCCACAUCAAAGAGCACAUCAGUACUGAUCGAUUAUACCACGCACCAUCUUCCAACAACAACUAGCCAACCGUAGAGAUGUCUGUCAUUGCUGUCGCAGGAGGAACCGGAAAGCUCGGCCGUACUAUAGUCGAAGCCAUCCUUGAACAGGGAAAGCAUCAUGUCGUCGUCCUCGCUCGACUGGGUAGCGAAUCCAAAGCCAAAGAGCUCGGCGUACCUGUACUUGGGCUUGACUACAGCAACGUGGAGGCUAUCAGAGAUGUCCUACAGUCCAAUGAUGUCGGUACGGUCAUCUCGACUUUGGACACUAUGGCUGGAGCGGAUCCAGAGAUAGCAUUGAUCAGAGCCGCGGAUCUGUCCACCAGCACGAAGCGAUACAUCCCAAGUUUCUGGGGAAUUCGAUAUACGCCUGAAGUGAAAGCGAUUUUUCCGGUAGCCGAAACUAAGCUCGCUGCGAUGACAGCUCUCGAGGCUUCGUCUCUCGAGUACACCUGUGUGGUCAACGGCUUUUUUCUUGACUACUACGUUAUACCCAAGGUUUCGUCACACAUGGGCCCAUUCCCUGUCGUCAUUGAUAUGGCCAACAACGCUGCAGCAAUUCCUGGAUCUGGCGACGUGCCUGUCGCUUUCACGCACACUACGGAUGUUGCGCGUUUUGCUGCUAGUCUGCUCGACCUCCCCAGCUGGCAACCAGAAUCCUAUAUCGUUGGCGAGAAGCUGACAUGGAAAGAAUUCGUGGCUAUAGCUGAAGAAGUCAAAGGCGUCAAGUUCGAUGUACAGUUUGAUCCGUUGGAGAACUUGCAAAAGUACCAAGUAACCGAGUUACCUGGACAUAAGGACCUUUAUCCUUUCUUUCCAAAACAGAUGCUCCAGCCCUUCAUAGCCACGUUUGGCAUACUAUUCGCCAAGGGGUUCUUUGAUUUCGAUGCGAUUCCUGGACAGGGGGAUAUGAAGGCACGAGGCGUGAAGGAACUCGUGGAGCAGGCUUGGCGAUAA
This is a messenger RNA of Alternaria alternata, 1361 nucleotides long. Its product is annotated as NAD(P)-binding protein. The coding region runs from base 444 to 1361 and encodes 305 amino acids. NCBI's taxonomy places the organism in Eukaryota, Fungi, Ascomycota, Dothideomycetes, Pleosporales, Pleosporaceae. The transcript has 3 exons. The record is from RefSeq and is a predicted model, not a curated record.